Messenger RNA from Mesoplodon densirostris (Blainville's beaked whale), 7086 nucleotides. It is a transcript of the gene KATNBL1, whose product is annotated as katanin regulatory subunit B1 like 1. Gene Ontology annotation, cellular component: nucleolus. The transcript is spliced from 11 exons. The coding region runs from base 215 to 1129 and encodes 304 amino acids. NCBI's taxonomy places the organism in Eukaryota, Metazoa, Chordata, Mammalia, Artiodactyla, Ziphiidae. Gene Ontology annotation, molecular function: microtubule binding. The record is from RefSeq and is a predicted model, not a curated record.
UGGUCGGAACUACAGAAGGUGGGAGGGAAAAAAAGGCCGAAUAUAAUGCUACCUAAAGCGUCUUCUGCGCCUAUCCUCCUUUCUGAAGAAGGCCUGCUGGGUGUUCCCUCACCUCUAAGGAAUCCUCAUAGUGUUAUUUGGUAAAAACGUGUUCCAGAGGACGUGAAGAUGUUGAGACUGAACUGAGGAAAGGUUCCAAGGUUUUUAAGAGAUUAUGGCAUCUGAAACCCACAAUGUUAAAAAACGCAACUUUUGUAAUAAUAUUGAAGAUCAUUUCAUUGAUGUUCCUAGAAAAAGGAUCUCUAAUUUCACUAAUAAGAACAUGAAGGAGGUUAAGAAGUCUCCAAAACAGUUGGCUGCUUACAUAACUAGAACAGUUGGACAAGCUGUGAAAAGCCCAGAUAAACUACGUAAGGUGAUCUAUCACAGAAAGAAAGUUCAUCAUCCUUUUCAAAAUCCUUGCUGCAGAAAAAAGCAGUCCCCCAACAGUGGGGGCUGUGACAUGGCAAAUAAAGAGAAUGAGCUGGCUUGUGCAGGCCGCCUCCCUGAGCAAGUGCGGCAGGGUAGUCGACCAUAUCUGGUUAGCCCCAGUGAUUCUGGUUCUUCACAGACAGAAAGCCCAUCAUCAAAAUAUAGUGGGUUUUUUUCUGAGGUUUCUCAGGACCAUGAAACAAUGGCACAGGUUUUGUUCAGCAGGAAUUUGAGAUUGAAUGUAGCUUUAACUUUCUGGAGAAGGAGAAGUAUAAGUGAACUUGUAGCUUAUUUGGUGAGGAUAGAAGACCUUGGAGUUGUGGUGGAUUGCCUUCCUGUGCUCACCAAUAGUUUACAGGAGGAAAAACAAUACAUCUCACUUGGCUGCUGUGUAGACUUGUUGCCUCUAGUAAAGUCACUACUUAAAAGCAAAUUUGAAGAAUAUAUAAUAGUUGGUUUAAACUGGCUUCAAGCAGUCAUAAAAAGGUGGUGGUCAGAACUAUCAUCCAAAACAGAAAUUAUAAAUGAUGGAAAUAUUCAAAUUUUAAAACAACAAUUAAGUGGAUUGUGGGAACAGGAAAACCAUCUUACUUUGGUUCCAGGAUAUACUGGAAACAUAGCCAAGGAUGUAGAUGCUUAUUUAUUACAGUUGCAUUGAGAGACUUCAUCUACUAAAUAGCAUUUGGUUAUUCGAAACAUCCCUGGACUAUAUGAUUUCCCCAAAAAAUGUCUCACCUGAGAACUGUGAACUGUGGAAGAAAUCAAAACCAUUUUUUCCUUUAAAAAGCCACAUAAUGAAACCACUAAUGAAAUGCUAAGGAUCUACUUCACAUUGAAGUGGAAAAAUAUCCGAAAGGAGCAGCUUCAACUUCAAUGAGGUGAAAGUGCACUAUGAAGAUUGUUCACCUUUGCUGCAAUUUGGGAUUUAUAUGGUUAUUUGGUAACAUUGUUUAAGAACUACUGGGUCUUAAUGCAAUCCUGCAUAAGAAUAUAAUUUAUACUAUGUGAAAAAUAAGACAGGACUUAUUACUAGGAAUUAUAAAGACCAAUCAUCAUUACUUUUUUUAAGAUUGUGUUUUAUAAGAAAACACUUAAAUGUGUGCAGCUACUAUUUUCUUAUGUUGAAAAGACUUUGAAAGUUUAAACCAUCAUAGCAGAUAAUCAAUACUAAAAGUUUUCUGUUCACACUGAGAUACUGUGUAUGCAGAAUGCCUUAAUUAUUAAUAAGCCAAUGUGUAUGAUACCAAUAUCUGUUUAAGAAAAUUAAAACCAACCAUGCUUCUGGCAUGAUAAAAUCAUGGAGUUAAAUCAGGGGUUUCCAUUCAUGUAGAAUGUUGUUGUUAAAACUUAUUCCACACCAUUCUUAAAACCUGAGAAUAUUUUUAGUAUCUCUGAUUUUUUUUUUGCCAGAAUCAUCAUGUCAUGUGUGUAUGUGUUAUUCCCAUACAUAAGAAAAAGGUGAAUAUGUAUUUGUAUGAAUGCUUAACUGGAAAUGUCCAUGGAGUUGGCUAAUUUAUAUUCACUUUUUAUUGUAUAUAGAUUUCUAAUAUUUUCAGUUCUGUAUCAUUUAAGUUUUCUUCAUUUGAGUAAAUUCACUAAAUAUUUCUAUUUUUUGCUUUUUUAAAUUCUGAUUUUAUAUGAAUUCUGAUUUUUUUCACUACAUAUGUUUAAAGAACUGCAUACAAUGCUUUAGAAUUGUUUACACUUAGUGCUGACCUAUUUUAAAUUCCAACACUUUACUACCUCCUCCAAAGUUUGGUAUGAAAUGCCAGCAGACUGUAUGAGGUCUUUUUUUUUUUAAUACCACUCUUAGUAUCAGUGAAUGUCUUAACAUUCUGGAAUGUCUUAACAGCUGUAUGCAUUAUCUUGAAAGUGGCUGGGGUUAAAUGCCACUCUUGGUGGUUCAUACAUCAUCUCAUCUUUAAUAAGCCUGAGAGGCAUCUGAGCAAAGAUUUUGAGUAAUUGAAUUUCUGUGCAGUAAUCCUUCAAGCACUUGAAUGUAAACCUUUAGCAUUUAUCCAAUUAGCCACUACUGAUAUGAAUCCAAAACAAGCAUCUUUCUUGCUUUAAAAAAUGUUAUUUUUUCACUGAGUUCUAUUUUUGUGUAGCUAUGUGUUCCUUACAGUGAACAUCAAUUGUAGUAACUGGUUAUUCUCUAAAGUUUUUAGAAUAAUUUCAGAUUACUGCACUUCUGAGUUUUGAGAGUUGAGUUAUUUAAGAAGUCAUUUUUCAAGAGAUGGGAAUUUGAUUUGUAAACCUGCGUCAUCUCUGUGAAACCUUAAGAUGAUGAAAUACAACCCUCCUUUGUUCCUAUUCCUUUUAGUUUGCACUCUCUUAUCUAACAGUUUCAACCAGUCAACGCAGUUGGUGCAUGGUGCUAAUGAGGCUAAGGACAAGAGUUCAAUCCUUUUAGGUGUUUAACUGCACACACAUACACAGAACUAUUCAUGGCUACAGACUGCACCUUCUCUUAGGUAUCCAUCUCACAAAUUCACUCUUGGUCACAAGGAAGAUGGUGUGUAUAGCAUAACACAAACCCUUCACCUCAAAUGGAAAGAUAACUCAAAUAAUUGGCACAUGGGAUACUAUAGACUUUAAUAUUUAAAAUAAUAUUAAAAAUAAUGUAAUAUCUAAAAUUCUGUGUCAAUAUAGUUUUCUCUGGGUAAGAUCAAUGACUAAACAUUGUCCUCUGAAAAUCAAACUUAAUCAAACCAGUAAAAAUUAGGUACAAAUACAAAUGAAACAUAGUAAAAAAAAAAAAAAAGGUAUUAUCCUGUUAAUGCUGAGUUUGGGUUUGUUAAAGGAGAGUAGAUAAUACUUCUUUUUUACAUACUCAGAGCCAUAUAAGGCAGCAGUCUUUAGCUCACAAAUAUUAUUCAGUGGCACACACUCCCAAUUUCUGUUCUUGGCCUUUGCAGUUUACCUUAGUACCUACCUCUCUCAGUUACUGAGUUAUGAUUAGUAUUAGAUGAUUUUAAGAUUCUUGGAUAAAAGGUGUUGGAUAAGUAAAUAUUGAUGAACUCUUAUGUUGUUAUCAAGCCCUUCUCAUGCUGUUUAAUUAGAACAGUGUUGAUCUCCAGAAAAAGCCAAAGAAAGUGUUUACAAAGUAUUUUGGCUGUUGUAUUGACCUAGAUUAGGACAAUUGCUGUCUGUCAUCGCUCUUUUGUUGCUGUGUUGCUAAGCAGUAUAACUGAAGGACUACCCGAGGUCUCUAUGCCUUUCUACCUCUUCUACCUUCUUCAGUUUUUUCUGUUCAUGACUUUCUAACUUUGCAAGUCCAGGGACAGGUAGUUUUUUGAGAUGGUAGAGGGUUAUAAUCAAGUAAUUUGCUUCUUCUAGAGAUAAAGUAAAUGGUUUUAUAAUGAGUGUUCAGAAUAAAAGUUAAAAGUUAGGAAGCAAGCCUUGUCAGAUGGUUUUUAAAACUAAUCUUUUGGCAGUAAUUUCAAAAGUAAUUGACAUACAUUAUUUACAUGAAUCCUGAGGUGUGAGAAUUUGGAUAUAAAUAUCUGUAUCUAUUUUGAGGGAUCAUUAAUAUCAGCACUGAACUCUAAGGGCUACUGAGGAAGUAAAUCCUAAUGCCCCUAAACAUACUUGGUACAUGUCAUGUCCUAACCUUAGAAAUCCUUGUGUGGGUUCAAAGCUAUAUAUCUGGACUUUGAAAUAGUUUUCUCUCAAACUUAGAACAUUUCUGUAUUUGGCAAGUUGUUUAUAUAAUUACUAUCAAUGGAAAACUAAUUCGAGUAAUGAUUAUUAGCUAUUAAAUGCUGAUAAUAGAAAUUAUAUCUAAAUGUUUAUUCAGUUACUUAAGUUAGUCAAGGAGUUUGAAAAAACAAAAUUUAAGUUAAUAUUUUGGUAGGUCAUUCCCAGUUAUUUUUCUUCCUAUUUAAGAACAAAAUGGUAAUGUCAAUUGCCUUUGUUGAUUUAAAGAAAAAAAAUAGAAUCACAAGCAGCUGACUCAACUGGAGUGAUCUAUUUGGAUGCACUACUUAUCCUUCAACACAGACUUUUAUUUUCUAGAUUAUUUUCAGAUGAAAAUAGUAUUGCUGGACAUUUGUUGGUAGGUAUUUACUCCUAUGUUAUUCUUUCUCCCUUAAUUUUUAAUUCUUCUAGCUAUGGAAAUUGUCAUAGAACUUUGUGACACACUAUUCCCCCUCCUUUUUCAUUCUGUAACAGGCACAGAUGAAUAAAAAGUUCAUCCUUAAACACUGUAUGGUUCUAAUUUGUAAUAUAACUUGAUUGAUUCAAUAACAGCACCAAGUAUAACAAUAAAAAUAAAUACUGCAUAUCAUAAACCCAGUAUACUGAGUACAUUUUCCAGUGCUGUACUUAAUAUAUAGAACAUUGUAGUCAUCAUAAUUUUCUCUGGGUCAGAUCAUUGACUUAACAGUAAAUGCCAAAAUCAAACUUCAGUAAAAAUUAAGUACAAAUACAAAUAUAUACCACAGUAUUUUCUCUUAUAGACUAUAAUUAAUCAUAAAACAUGAAAAGACAUAGUUACUGUGUACCAGUAGUUCUAUGAAAGGGCAGCCCCACAGCUGCCAGUAUUUUUUAUAGCAAUGCUUAUUAUAUAUUCUUUGAUAUACAGAAUUACUAUUCUCUGAACUACGAAGUUUUCUGUUGGUAGAUGCCAUGAGUCUAGAUAAGGAGUCAGCCCCCAAAUGUACUUUGUGUUCAAGUUCUGUGCUUUACAGUAUUCUGUAUUUUCAUUCAGAUUUAAACCAGGAUUUUUUUUUUUAAAGGUCCUGGACCUGGCCAAGACGGUUGUGACACUAUGGAUUUAUACAAAAGCUCAGAAGAGUUGAUCCAACUAGAGUGAGAAUCCUGGGAUACACUGAAUUGCUACAAUUACUAGCUUCUAGAAUUACUGUAUUGCAUUUAUUAACCAAACUUGCAACAUGGGGCCUGGAUUGGAAUUAGACUCCACUUUCCAGAAGUCAGGAGCAGAAUUUACAUCCAUUUACUUUUCUACUUUCAUUUGAAAAAGAAAGGGGGAGGAGGAAAAAGAAAUGUAAAAACUUCAUUAGACCUCUGCAUGCAUUAGUUGAACCAGUGAAUGAGGACCUGCGUCACCUCUCAUUUGCCCUGCAGUAACCCGCUGGUUCCUCUCUGUACACCUGUAGCUUAGGCCCAAGGACAGCAAGAGAAAUGCAAGUUAACACCUUCCUUUUAGGUAGGUUCCAAAGCUUACAAAAGGUUUAGAAGAUGCUUAUCUAACCCCCCUUUGCCAUCCAGAUUCCUUUCCCCUUACUUAGAAUAUAGAUGACAAGAAAUCAGUGAAGGGGAGAAACCAGUUCGCUUUUCAAUCUCUUGAAAGCCCCCCCUGCCUCUCCCUUAGACAUAGGUAUUCUUCAAGGUUCUGUCUUAGGUUCUUUUCUCCCUCUACCAUUUCCCUGAAAAAAAACAUUGUUUAUUUCCCAUGGCGUCCUUUAUCAUCCACAUUAAUUGUUCUCAUUUGGGGAACAGAAGGGAGGUCAUUUUUUGACCAAAUAGGCAUGGAUUUUUUUUUUUAAGGUUGAGAAAACACUGAAUUGUAUGUUUAUCAUUCUCAAAUGUAUAUCUUGCUUUAAACCCAACUCAGCGCAUACACUAUAUAUCCAAUUGCCUACUGGAAACAUCCACUGGGAUUAUCUUGUAGACAUCCUAAAUAAAGUGUACCCAGAAUUGACCUCAUUCUCCACCUCCACUCCCUUGCCCCGAACCUGCCCUCCAACCCCCUCUUCUACCACCACCCAGGGAGAUAAAAGUGUUGUGUCUUGGUCUUGAAUUUCCAUUCUCAUUGAGUAUUCCUAAUAUCAACAGUUAUCAAGCCACAACCCCAUGAGUCAUCUUUGAAUCAUCUCUAAAUCUCUCAUCACAUCUUGUUGGUACAGCCCCCUAAAUUUCUCUCAUCUGCCGCAUCCCUCCACUUCUGCCAUUACUUAGUCUACAUUAUUCCAGCAGCCUCCUGACUGCCCUCUCUGGCAUUCGUCCUGCAUCCAUACAAGCUAUUCUCCACACAUGCUCCCCCAGAAUAGUCUAUAGAGCACAAAUUUUACCGUGUCACUCCUUAAGGCCACUUAGGAGAGAAUCUAAACAGUAUGCUUUACAAUCUCGACAGUGCCACCUUUCUCCCUUCCCCUCCCAAUGCUCCAGCUAGAAUGAACUUGUUUCAGUUUCUGAAAAACAUUACACUUCCUCUACAAGGGUUGUUUGCCUGAACACUCUUCUCCCAGAGUCCACCCAUUUAUCAUGUUCUUAGCCUUCAGGUCUCAGCUUAAACACAGUAUCUUUUGGAGACUUCUCUGAAGCCUCUUCAGCUAUUAGAAGUCUCUGCCACAAGUCUUUCACCUCAACCCUGUUUUUAACUCUGUGUAGUGUAUUGAAAUUGCUUAUUAUCUGUCUUCCCAGGUAGGCUGAUAGCUUUAUGAGGCCAGGGUCUGUGUUCUCUAUCACAUCCCCAGUACCUAGCAUUUACCUACCCUACCAGUAGUGGGCAUUUAAUUCUUAGGAAUAAAAAUGCAAGGGUGUGGCAUCUUUGGGCAUACACUCUAUGAGGAAGUAAUUUAGUAGUCCAAAGCUAUUGUGUGAUAGCAUAGCAGCUAAAAAUGGGUAGUUAUAGAAGCAAAAUAUCCAAUU